CCGGUCUAGCGAGUGUGUGCGUAGAUAUUUCCGGUUUUGCGGGUCUUGUUAUUUACUGCAGAAAAUGGCGUUUUACACAAGGUGUUUGCAAGAUCUGCCAAAUAUUACUAUUAACGAUGUCCACCGCAUCAUUCAAGCCUCCUCUUCUGCACCAAGAAGUGAGCGUGAGAAGGGGUUUAAAAUGUAUGUAUCCAGUUACAUCGAUAACUACGAAGAUCGUCUUUGUGGAUUCAUCCCCUGUUGAGAUGUGCAAUGCUGAGUGUUCAUGUGUGGCUGGAACAGCACUGUGCAAUCAUACUGUUGCACUUCUUUACCAAACUGCGCACUAUUCCCAACUGAACCUUACGGCAGUCCCCCCCGUUCUGAGUUGCACUGAGACAGAACAACGCUGGCACAAGCCAAGAACUAUGGGUGUGAAACCAGGUAGAGUCGGUGAUAUGGUGGUAGUAUCUACCAAGCCAAAGCAGAGGACUGUUGCUGAUGGUGUAAGGAGCACACUUUACAAAGCAGUGCAAGGAGAUUUGCCUGAUCAAGACGUGCUUAAAGUGUCAGAAAUUUACAAGGACUUUUCAACAGACAUUGCACCACUCAUUACUACCUUGUCUAUAAAUGCUGACAUCGCACUAGUUGAUUCUGCUCUUGGAAAAGUCCAAGAAGGCAGCCCCAUCUCCUUUCACCAUCCAGUGCCAGUGAGCCGGACAGUAAUUUACCACCCAGAUUGCCCUCCUCCAGCACUCCUACCUUUAGAUGGUUACAGGCUUGAGCCCACCAGCUGCCAGUUUGUUUGCAGUCACCAACAGCAACUACAUCUGCAGUCACUGGAGACUACGUUGGACAUGGCCAGGAGAAUAGAAGCUGCCACAAGGAAACAGAGUGACUCUGUGGAGUGGUACAGAGUUAGAAAGCCACGGAUCACCUCUUCGCGCUUCAGGGAGGUGUGCCAUGUCCGCGGCCAGAGCUCCUCAGAACACCUUGCUGAACGAAUUCGGAGAGGAACAGCACAAACAGCAGCAAUGAAAAGGGGCCUAGCACUGGAGCCUGUAGCAAUUCAGGAGUAUUGCAGAACAAAAAACACAAAUUUCUGGCCUUGUGGGUUUGUCAUCCACCCAGAUGUCCCCUGGUUAGGGUCAUCACCUGAUGGUGUCAUUUUUGACCCAACUGAAAGACCCCCAUUUGGCCUGCUUGAAAUAAAGUGCCCAAAUGCAAAAAGCUAUGUUGAUUGCAGCUAUUUAAAGUUACACAGUGGUACCAUGCAACUAAAAUCACAGCACAGCUACUACUGGCAGGUCCAAGGCCAGCUCUUGAUUACUGGAAUUGUGUGGUGUGACUUUGUUGUUUUUGCAGAGGAUGACAUGUUAAUUCAGAGAAUAUAUCAAGACAAUGAAGUAGCCAGAAUCAUUAGAGAGAAAGGAGACUACUUCUUUUUUUAUUUUUACAUGUGAGUAUUACACAGGUAAUUGUACAGUACAUCAUUGAACAUUAGUUGUUUUAAUCACAUGUACAGUCACUUUUGAAUAGUCAGACUAUGAAAAUGUAAAUACUUUGGAGAUUUCUUAAUGACAUUAAAAAUUUCAUAUUAUA
Molecule: messenger RNA, 1581 nt
Organism: Carassius gibelio (silver crucian carp)
Lineage: Eukaryota; Metazoa; Chordata; Actinopteri; Cypriniformes; Cyprinidae
Exons: 4
Coding region: 117-1442 (441 amino acids)
Molecular function (GO): zinc ion binding
Source: RefSeq, a predicted model, not a curated record